Molecule: messenger RNA, 2841 nt
Organism: Populus trichocarpa (black cottonwood)
Lineage: Eukaryota; Viridiplantae; Streptophyta; Magnoliopsida; Malpighiales; Salicaceae
Product: VIN3-like protein 1
Exons: 5
Coding region: 257-2431 (724 amino acids)
Biological process (GO): epigenetic regulation of gene expression; vernalization response
Molecular function (GO): protein binding
Source: RefSeq, a predicted model, not a curated record
CGUAUUAACCGAGCGUGACUAACUUCUCCUCCUGUCUCUAAAACGUGAACAAAUCUCCCUCAAGGCUCUAACUAAGAAACUAACGUAAUAAAUAAACUCGAAGAAAAGAAAUUUCCUCUCUCUCUCUCGUUCGCCUUGGAUUUGUGUCUUCUCUCAUAAACCAAUUCUCUUGAUUUGGCUACAUUGAAAAACCCUAGAUUCCUCGCCCAUUAUCAACAGGUAAGGCAGCUAAAAUUAGUUUGCCGACCUGUUUAAAAUGGACUUAGAGGAUACAUUCCUUGCUAAAGUUUCUGGUGUUCAAAGCCUUUCUUCCAGUGUGCAAAGCACCCCAGAAAAAAAUGGCAAUUCAGAUGAUGCUUCAAGAAGUCCAGAACUCCUUCAAGAGUUCCUAAAAUCUGGUCCCAAAAAGGAACUUCUUCGAACUUGCUUGGAUAAGGACAAGAAACAGACAGCUUCAUCAAAAAGCAAAAUGACAGAACUUAUGAAGACAGGUAACAAAACUACCAAGAAGCAGGAAACUAAAAAAGCUUCUUCCAGUCCCAACAAUCAACCUUCUUUUAAGAAGCAACAAAGAAAAGGGGAAAAUCCUAUGAGACUUGUACCUGCUUCUGAGCAGUCACCCGAUUUUGGAUGUUCAAACUCAUGGAUAUGUAAAAAUUCAGCUUGUAGAGCUGUUCUAUCCAUUGACGACACGUUUUGCAAGAGGUGCUCAUGCUGUAUUUGUCAUUUAUUUGAUGACAAUAAAGACCCUAGUCUCUGGUUGGUUUGCACAUCUGAAAGUGGUCAGGGGGACUCCUGUGAGCUAUCUUGUCAUAUUGAAUGUGCCCUUCAACGUGAAAAGGUGGGGGUUGUUGACCUUGGCCAAUUGAUGCAGCUAGAUGGUAGUUAUUGUUGUGCUUCUUGUGGUAAAGUUUCAGGGAUUCUCGGAAGUUGGAAGAAGCAGCUACUUAUAGCAAAGGAUGCUCGUCGACUUGAUGUGCUCUGUUAUAGGAUAUACUUGAGCUACAGGCUACUUGAUGGGACUUCAAGGUUUAAAGAACUGCAUGAAAUUGUCAAGGAUGCCAAGGCCAAACUUGAAAUAGAAGUGGGUCCAGUAGAUGGUGUUUCUGCCAAGAUGGCACGUGGCAUUGUCAGCAGACUCUCUGUCGCUGGUGAUGUGCAGAAACUAUGCUCUCUUGCAAUUGAAAAGGCAGAUGAAUGGCUCACUACCAUCUCUAGUGCAAACCCAAAUUGCAGAGAGGAUUCCCUUCCUGCUGCUUGCAGAUUCUUAUUUGAAGAAGUGAAGUCCUCAUCUGUUGUAAUUAUUUUAAUUGAAUUGUCUAUUGCAUCAUCUGCUGACAUUAAGGGCUACAAACUCUGGUAUUGCAAGAGUAGAGAAGAGACACAUGCAAAAGAACCUAUUUGCGUGUUUCCAAGAUCUCAGAGGAGGAUUUUGAUCUCUAAUCUACAGCCUUGUACAGAGUAUACUUUUCGGAUUGUUUCUUAUACAGAGGCUGGUGACUUGGGGCACUCCGAAGCAAAGUGUUUUACCAAGAGCAUAGAGAUAAUUCACAAAAAUCCCAAUCCUUCAGUUGCAAGGAAUAGUAAGAAAGAGAAUACCAUCACUGGAGGAUGUACUUCUAGCUACAACAGGGAUUCUGAAACUGCAACUGGAGUUAAUUCUUCUGGAUUCAAGGUUCGUGAUCUUGGAAAGAUCCUCCAUCUGGCUGGGGCUCAACAGCAAGGCUGCUUUGAAGGUUUCUGCAGUGCUGAUACUGAAAAAUGCUGUGGAGCAAGUAAACUGGUCAAGCUUCAAACUUCAGAAGAUCCAGUGCCAUCUGUUUCACAUGGGCUAGACUUAAAUGUUGUUUCCAUGCCUGACUUGAAUGAAGAGCUGACUCCUCCAUUUGAGUCCUCCCGUGAUGAGGAUAAUGGGUGCACUUUGGAGCAGGCCAUUGAGGCAGAUGAUGAUGCUGCUUCUCAUGAGGUGGAGAAAAAUGGUUUAGCGACAUCUCAUGGUAGUGGUGACUCCCAGACCUGGAUGCAUGGGCCAAGUGGGGAAGUGCCUACUGUUGAUUCCCGGUCGGAGUUGUGCAGGAAAAGGGCUGCACACGCAAAUGAAGACUUGCAUGACUGUGAUAGCACGUUGAUAAAUGGAUCACCAUUCCAUGUGUCCAGUGGCUCAGGUUACCUGGAUGAGAACUUUGAGUACUGUGUGAAGACAAUCCGAUGGUUGGAAUGCGAGGGUCACAUUAACCAGGAAUUUAGAUUGAAAUUGCUGACAUGGUUUAGUUUGAGAUCAACAGAACAAGAACGUAGAGUGGUUAACACCUUCAUCCAAACUUUGAUCGAUGAUCCCAGUAGCUUGGCAGGACAGUUGGUUGAUUCCUUUUCAGAUAUCAUAUCCAGCAAGAGGCCACGGAAUGGUUUUUGUGGCAAGCUGUGGCAUUAAAUUAGGGCGGGUGAUUCCAAGACACAGGAUCGCCAUUUGCUUAAUGAUUAUUUUUUUAGUGCGAUAAAUUUCCUCUGAUUGUUUUGCCGUUCUUUGUAUAGGCAUUUUUUUCUCAAUCACUGUCGGGAGUGAUUCAUUUAUAUCACGGACAAGUUUGUCCGGCUAAAAGAUUGGUUGCUGAUUGCGGAGACGGUUGCAUUUUUAUUGGAGGGCAACGACAAUGCAUGGGAGGCCUUGUGUGGUGGAAGGCUUCAUGCUGGGAUUUGCCUGCCAUCUUUUAAAUUGUUCUAAUUACAUUCUCGGUACACUGUAGCUAUGAAGGACAUCUAUCUGCUCGGAUGCUGUUAUUGUUAUCUCUCCUUCUUUAAAUCAGAGAAGGGUACACUAAUUUAUGGCGGAUUUUAUUUAUA